UGACACCGAGUUGUAUUACUGGGGAUAAGGAUACUGGGAAUGAGGGUGGUGGGCUUGGGGUUAGAAUUGAGUCCAAUACGAAACUUUAGAUUUCGUCUUCCACCUCAUGAUUGGCAGGAUUGCCAUUGUUAUGUUAAAUAGUGAGUGGAAUGUAAAUGCAAUCUCCUCCUGUAGAAUCAACCCAUAGAUAAAGCAAGGAAGACCCAUGAGCGACUUGUCUCACAGUUCCCGAGUUCUGGCAGAUUCUGGAAACUGUUCAUUGAAGCUGAGGUUAAUACUUUUUUUAUUCUUUUCCCUUGUGUGCAUGGCUGAGACUUAUUCUAACAUAAUCAACUAUGUGAUUUUCACACAAUCCAAAUGUAUCUGACUUCAAUGGAGUUUAAAGUCACAAUUCUUGUUUUGAGCCUUUUUGUCUAAUCUCAGAGAUGUUCUUCAAAAGCUAAAGAAUUCUCACAGUUUCCUAAAACAAAGUGUACAAAGUGAAAAACCGUCUAAUGAACCAUUUAUAAAAAUUGAUACAAAACACUUUGCAGUUGGGCUCUGCUAAUGUUCAUUAGGAAUUGUGCCUUUAAGCAAGAAGGGGUUAUUAUCUAUAGCUAUUUAAGGAUAAUUACUCAUGUUUCCAAGUUAAACGAAAGAUUACAUAUCAUCUGCGGCAUAUUAAAUAUGGGGUAAAGUGCAUUUGUUGCAUGUUUGGUCUGCAACAGUAUUAAAACUAUUUUAAUGGUAUUGGAGUGCAUUAGCCUUUUAUUCACUUGUCGUGUCAAUUUAUUGCCUCCUGUGUCAUUUCUUUUGGGUUAUUUUCAUAAAGGACGAUCUUUAUUGUGUGGCCCAUUCUUUUCUUGAGACCUUUCGCCCCACUUCUCCUGAACACACAAACUGUGACCCUUUGCUUGUGUUUUUGUUUGCCAAGAAUAAGUUUUACUUUCAUCCAACCAACAAUUUGACCAGAAGAUUUAAUUUCCCUUACACCCGAUGAUCAGUUCUAACAAAAAGUCAAAUUUCUUUACACCAAGUGUAUUAAUUUUCUAAAAUUAAGCAGUGAUGUCAAUAUGUAUUUAGAUAGUAGAUUCUCCUCCAAAUAAAACUUCGUCAUAUAUUCUGCCUUACACCAACUUUCUGCCAUUACUCUAUAAAUAUGGAAAAACAAAUUUUCUCUUUUUCAUUAUAGACCUCAACCCUUAAAUAUUUUUCUUAUUUACAUUAGAGUUAUCUGUAACAAUGUUAGCAGCAAAUACAUUCAUAAAGAUAAUAUAGUGUGAUCUAAGUCAUUAUUUGUUUUAUCAUAAAACAGAACAAGACAAAUAAGCUAAAAGGAUAUUAUUGUUUAUUUAUUUUACAGAUAAGAGUAGAGUUGACAGUAUCAAAGAAAUGUGAUUUAGUGUGAUUUUAUGACCCUUAUGGAUUAUUAAACAGAGAUGAUUUGGAAUUCUUAACCAGAUGGAAUUGAAAUAUUUUUCAGAAAAGGGAAAAUACUUUUAGCAGUUUGUACAUAUUGUCACUUCAAAUUAUUAAUCAAUGUUUGAUAUAAAAAAUAAAAUUGACAAAGCUUAUACAAAGACAUUUAAAAAGGUUAAACAAAUGUCUACAAAUGCAGCAUCAAUAUUGUUGGGGGUUUUUUUUCCCAGGGUGCCUUGCAAAAGUAUUUCCAUGAACCUUUUAUUUUUGUUACAGUAGUGAACUUUUACAUUUUUAUAAGAAUUGUAUGUGAAAGACCUACACAAAGUAGCAUGUAAUUAUAAAAGGGAAGGAAAAUGCAUGAGUUUCAAUAUUUGUUGAGAAUAAAGGCCUGUAAAUUUGGCGUCUAUAUUUAGUCCCUGUGGCUGAAAUCCUUUAACCACAUUUUGGCACCUCUACUAGCAUGCUCUAAAUGUAAUUUUUUUUCCCCUUUGUUUUUUUAUUUACACUAUUCCAUUGUUUAUAUAUUCUUUCAUCUGCUUUAAGAUCACUCUCUUCCCCUGUCUUAAGUACUUGAGGUUUUAACAAGUUUCUUUUUUUCCAAGUCUAACCAGAUCACCUUUCUCUUGCUACAGAAAAGUACCUCUACAGCAUGAUUCUUUGUCUGCCCCUCUUUUUCCCUAUGAAGUCUUCCUUGACAUUUUCUGAUGAAGCAUUGCUCACUCCAGUGUGAAAUCAUGCAUGACUUUCUGCUACUUUAUUACAUAAAUUCCCAAUAACAUGUUCUGAAGUUUGGGUGUAAUGCGACAGUGCAAUGCAAACAAGCUCAAUGGGUGUGAAUACUUUUGCCAGAUACUUUUUCUGUCCUCAUUUAACUCCAAAUACCAGAAUUUUCUUAAAUCAGCUGCAUUAGGUAGAUUUGAACAAUCACAACGAUUUCAUUUUUGAAAUAACACAAUUAGAAUUAUCAAACCCAAUUGAAAUCUCCUAGGAUUAUAAUGAAUGACAUACACCGUCAUUCUUAGUAUAACUGCUCCCCCUUGUGAUAAAGGCUAAAAACUAUGACAAGGUAGAGAAGUUGUUUCAGAGAUGCCUAAUGAAAGUGUUGCACAUUGACCUGUGGAAAUGCUACCUUGCAUAUGUUCGAGAGACCAAAGGGAAGCUUCCCAGCUACAAAGAGAAGAUGGCCCAGGCAUAUGAUUUCGCCCUUGAUAAAAUUGGGAUGGAAAUUAUGUCCUACCAGAUUUGGGUCGACUACAUAAAUUUCCUAAAAGGAGUUGAGGCAGUGGGCUCAUACGCAGAAAAUCAAAGAAUCACUGCGGUCCGGAGAGUCUACCAAAGAGGUUGCGUGAACCCAAUGAUAAACAUUGAACAGCUCUGGAGAGAUUAUAGCAAAUAUGAAGAGGGCAUCAAUGUGCAUUUGGCUAAAAAGAUGAUUGAAGAUCGCAGCAGGGAUUACAUGAAUGCAAGGAGAGUGGCAAAGGAGUAUGAGACAGUAAUGAAAGGGCUUGACAGAAACGCACCUUCAGUUCCACCACAGAACUCCCCUCAGGAGGCCCAGCAAGUGGAAAUGUGGAAAAAGUACAUUCAGUGGGAAAAAAGCAACCCACUCCGUACAGAAGACCAGACCCUCAUCACAAAGAGAGUGAUGUUUGCCUAUGAGCAGUGCCUGCUGGUUCUGGGUCACCAUCCCGACAUUUGGUAUGAGGCAGCUCAGUACCUGGAGCAGUCCAGCAAGCUGCUGGCAGAGAAAGGAGACAUGAAUAAUUCAAAGCUGUUCAGCGACGAGGCAGCUAACAUCUAUGAACGUGCCAUUGGGACGCUCCUCAAAAAGAACAUGCUCCUCUACUUUGCGUUUGCUGAUUACGAAGAAAGUCGCAUGAAGUACGAGAAAGUGCACAGCAUCUACAACAAACUGCUUGCGAUCGAGGACAUCGACCCCACGCUGGUCUACAUCCAGUACAUGAAAUUCGCCAGGAGGGCGGAGGGCAUCAAAUCAGGUCGCUCCAUCUUCAAAAAGGCUCGAGAGGACCUGCGAACACGCCACCACGUUUACGUGUCUGCAGCUCUGAUGGAAUACUACUGCAGCAAAGAUAAAUCAGUGGCCUUUAAGAUUUUUGAGCUGGGUUUGAAGAAAUAUGGAGACAUUCCAGAGUACAUACUUGCCUACAUUGAUUACCUCUCCCACCUUAAUGAGGACAACAACACCAGGGUUUUGUUCGAACGGGUCCUCACCUCUGGAAGCCUAUCCCCAGAGAAAUCAGGUGAGAUCUGGGCUCGGUUCUUGGCGUUCGAGAGCAACAUCGGAGACCUGGCCAGUAUUCUGAAAGUAGAGCGCCGACGUUUCACAGCCUUCAAAGACGAGUAUGAGGGGAAAGAAACGGCUUUGCUUGUAGAUAGAUACAAGUUCAUGGACCUUUAUCCCUGCUCUACCAGUGAACUCAAAGCCCUUGGUUACAAGGAUGUGUCUCGUGCCAAACUGGCAGCACUGCUCCCUGAAGCCGUGGUGGCUCCCUCGGUGCCUACACUAAAGGACGAUCCCGACCGUAAACCAGAGUAUCCCAAACCAGACACCAAUCAGAUGAUCCCGUAUCAGCCACGUCACCUCGCUCCUGCAGGUCUACACCCGGUCCCUGGUGGAGUUUUCCCAGUCCCUCCAGCUGCUGUUGUCCUAAUGAAGCUGCUCCCUCCGCCUUCGUGCUUCACUGGUCCCUUUGUUCAAGUGGAUGAGCUCAUGGAAACGUUUAGGAGAUGUACACUUCCUGAGAGUGUCGAUGCUGCUGUGGAGCUCAUCACCGGCAGACAGCCGGAGGCGGCAGGGGAGGGCAACGGCCCCAUGGAGAACCACGCUACCGCCAAGUCCCUCAAGAGGCCAAACGCCGACUCCGAUGAGGAGGACGACAAGGGAGCCAUAGCUCCACCCAUUCACGACAUCUACCGCGCACGCCAGCAGAAGAGGAUUCGAUAAACCGGAGCCGCUGGAAGAAUGUAAUCUUAACAGACUGUCAAAGAGAAUGAAAACACACGUCCGCAGGACUGGUUUUUACAUUUGUACAAAUAACCGUACGCGCACUCACAGAUACUUUAGCACACAAAAGUGUUUUAGUGUUUUUUGUUUGUUUUUUUUUCUUUUCCGUCAAGAGUUUUGUUUUUUUUUUUAUUUUGAAAGACUGAUAAUUAUACUGUACAAAGUUUUUAAUUCUACUGUGGACUUUGGGAUACACUUCAGUUCCGAUCUUAUGUUUCAGCUGUUCCAAGGAUAACAAAGUGGAAGCUUUUUCUUUUUCUUUUUUUUUUUAGAUAUUACGGAGGAAACACUGUUCCUUUCAAUAAAAAUUGAAAAAUAA
This is a messenger RNA of Gambusia affinis (western mosquitofish), 4745 nucleotides long. It is a transcript of the gene cstf3, whose product is annotated as cleavage stimulation factor, 3' pre-RNA, subunit 3. Lineage: Eukaryota; Metazoa; Chordata; Actinopteri; Cyprinodontiformes; Poeciliidae. Gene Ontology annotation, biological process: mRNA 3'-end processing. Bases 2495 to 4366 code for a protein of 623 amino acids. Gene Ontology annotation, cellular component: nucleus. Gene Ontology annotation, molecular function: mRNA binding; protein binding. The record is from RefSeq and is a predicted model, not a curated record. The transcript is spliced from 18 exons.